Messenger RNA from Hemiscyllium ocellatum (epaulette shark), 2648 nucleotides. Its product is annotated as EEF1A lysine methyltransferase 3-like. The transcript has 4 exons. Gene Ontology annotation, biological process: peptidyl-lysine methylation. Gene Ontology annotation, cellular component: cytosol; cytoplasm. NCBI's taxonomy places the organism in Eukaryota, Metazoa, Chordata, Chondrichthyes, Orectolobiformes, Hemiscylliidae. The coding region runs from base 144 to 830 and encodes 228 amino acids. Gene Ontology annotation, molecular function: protein-lysine N-methyltransferase activity. The record is from RefSeq and is a predicted model, not a curated record.
AUCGGAGGUAAACCCGCCUACAGUGGGCUUCAGUGUGUAAGAAUGAAACACAACUUGGAACUAAUUCACCCUGCAAUUGGUGUGGAGGCAAGGGAGACUGAAAAGUAUUCAUCGAUCAGCAGAAGAUCAUUCGGCUAGGGAAGAUGAUGCAAACCCAGGUGGAAGAGCAUUUGUGCUCUGUUUUCCCCAAGGAUGAUGGUCUUUUUUCAGAUUAUUACACAGAAGAGAGCAGUUACAACUUUUGUGGGCAUGUUUUAAAGAUCACCCAAAACUUCAGCGCCAGUCUGGGAGUUGCUGCUCUCGUGUGGGAUGCCGGUCUGGCUCUUUGUCAGUACUUUGAGAAACAGAAGAUGAGUUUCUGUGGGAGGAAGGUGAUUGAACUGGGUGCAGGCACUGGAAUUGUGGGGAUUCUUGCUGUUCUCUUGGGUGGAGAUGUAACCAUCACAGACCUACCACAAGCUUUGAAACAAAUAGAGAACAACGUCUUGGCCAACAUCCCCUCUUCCUGCGCUCAUCGCUUCCGGGUCCGUGCCCUAUCCUGGGGCAGUAACCAUAGUCACUUUCCCACUGACUAUGACUUUGUUCUGGGCUCUGACAUUGUGUAUCUCCCUGAGACCUACACUUCACUCAUCCAUACUUUGCGACAUCUUAGUGCACAGAGGGCCACCAUUUAUCUCUCUUCCAAAAUGCGGAGGGAGCAUGCAACUGUUUCUUUCUAUGAGGAGAUCCUGCCCCAGCAUUUUCAGUGCCAACUUCUUCACAGGAAUGAAGAGAAAAAUAUUAACCUGUACAAAAUAACCCAAAAAGAACAGAGUGUCAGAGAGCAGUAAUAGCAAGAAAAAUCUGUCAUUUACUCUCAAGAUGAGGCAGACCGUCUGUAGGUGACCCUUGUAACACUUGGUUUGAAGAAAUAUCCUUAUCACAAGAUAGAAAAUAAUUCUAAUUUCCUUUUGACCCCUUUUGUGAAAACCUGUUUAAUUCUUGAAGUAAGUAGCAUUUCCUAGGAUGCAGUUCAAUGGAUUUCGCUGAUAGUCUGUUUCAAUGGCAACUUAGCUAAGUGGCUACUCUUCACAUCAGCUACAAGAAUUUAAGGGUCAUUUGACUAUUCAGGGUAUUGCAACCAACGCCCAUGCAGUUCAACCAUCCCUGGCUGGUUGUUUCUCCUUCUCCAACCCUAUCCUUGGCCUAAGGCGACUGAAAUUAAUAAAAAAGUGUUGUAACUGCCUCUUUGGCUAAGAACCUUGCUGUAAUAACUCAGAGUAGUCAGAUGUGUGUCUUUGUUAAAAAAACACAAUGGUUUAAUUUUAAAUAGCAAGACAUUACUGAGAGAGUGAAUUUGCAGAGUGACAAGGCCAGCUGAAUGAACACAGAUGGCUGAAACGACAUUUUUCAGUAUUGUCUGCCUGCUGCCAGUUAUUCAGUUGUCUCUCACAGUUGCACUUCAGCAGAGAUUAAUGCUGGCAGUACACAAAAUAUAUCAACAUAAAACUCAUUUCUCUGUCUGUAGUGAGGGUGCUAGUUUGGGAGAUUAGGUGGAAGGCAUGCCCUCUAAAAUCUCAAUGAAGUAGGCAGCAUUAAUAUGUGGAUAGCAUAGCUCAGGUGUCGAGAAUAUAUUGUGGAAAAGCACAGUGGAUGGUUUGAUAAAGGGGUGGAGAUCAGAAUGAAGCCCGAAGCUGUACUCACCUGACAUCUCCCACCACCACACCCCCCCCCAAAAUCUCCAUUGCUGCCGAGGAUGACUCUGUAUGAACACUUCUUUUUAUGUAUUUAACAUUUAAGUAAAGUUGUAACCUUGAGAUUGUAAAAAUAGGAACUCCCUGGAAAACUCUCAGAGCUAACAUUGAUAAUAAUUAUGUACAUUACCAUCUUUCUAAUCGAAGGAAGAUAUAUUUUGGAUGCAGAAAACAACAAAAUUAUGUACGUUGAAAUUAUGCUGCAGUGAGGAAUGUCAAUGCUGGAGAAGAGAAUAUUUUCCAUACUUGUAUUAAAUGGUUGAUCUUUAUCCAAAACAUGCUAUGAGCCUUGGAUCUUCACUGGCAGCUCACCUUAAGAGAAUCGAUUAACUGUCUGAUAUUGACUUUGCAUGCCUUUCAAUACUGUGCCUUAAAUCAUGCUUCACGCAAGUAUCCUUAAUCCAUUAGCCUGACUUUUUCUGUUUUACAAUGUAAUUUACACUGUCGGCUUUCACUGGGUCCACAAUAUUCAUUUCACAAAUGUCAAUUGGAAGGACUGCUUCCACUGUUCUGUGCUGGAUUUAAACAAGUUAGUUGAAAGACCAACUUUGUGAUGCAGUGCUAUCCAACUAACACUUGCCAAAAAUAAUUAUAUUUAUGAUCAUGUUUAUGGAAAUUGUUUUCAGGGUUGUUUCUUGAACAUAAAUAGUUCCUCAAAAAUGAGUAGAGUAUCAAAGUGCCUCCAAGCUAACUAUACCUCUUUCUCUGUACUGUGUAUCAGCAUUUUGUGUAGAUGCAGUUACCAAGUUUCUGUAUGUUAACCAUUUUGUAUUAUUUUUGCUUUAACUCCCGAACCAAGAAAGUGUAUUGCAGUGGCCAAAGGAAAACAGACAGCCAACCAGUUAUGCUUUGAAACUUGUUCAGUAUUUUUAGUCUGUAAAAAGCAAAAAAAAAUCAUAAACACAAUAUUUCAAA